Jaculus jaculus (lesser Egyptian jerboa) is the source of this 1431-nucleotide messenger RNA. RefSeq names its product mitochondrial ribosomal protein L3 (gene Mrpl3). Gene Ontology annotation, molecular function: structural constituent of ribosome. The record is from RefSeq and is a predicted model, not a curated record. NCBI's taxonomy places the organism in Eukaryota, Metazoa, Chordata, Mammalia, Rodentia, Dipodidae. The transcript has 10 exons. Gene Ontology annotation, cellular component: ribosome; mitochondrial large ribosomal subunit. Gene Ontology annotation, biological process: translation. Bases 117 to 1163 code for a protein of 348 amino acids.
GUGACCGCUCUUCCAGCGCUGCCGCGAGCGCGUGGGUCCUGGAGUGAGGGACGCGCUGGAAGCACAGCGGCGGGGCGCCCCGAGGUGUCGCGAGCCGAGUCCUCCCCGGCUGCUCCAUGCCGGGCUGGGGGCUGCUGGCGCAGGCUGGCGCCCGGGUGCUGGGUUGUGGCGCCGGCGGCCUAGGCGCUGCCCCGGGCUUAGUGAAUAGAGCAAACAUCUGGCUUUGUGUUCGAAGUCUCCACGGUAACAGUAGUACUUGGUGGGAUGAGCACCUUUCUGAGGAAAAUGUCUCAUUUGUUAAGCAGCUGGUCUCUGAUGAAGAUAAAGCCCAAUUAUCAAGUAAACUGAAUCCCCUGAAAGAUGAACCGUGGCCUUUACAUCCUUGGGAACCAGGUUCUUCUAGAGUUGGACUUAUUGCCCUGAAGCUGGGCAUGAUGCCUUUAUGGACCAAGGAUGGUCAAAAGCAUGUGGCCACAUUACUUCAGGUACAAGAUUGUCAUGUCUUAAAAUACACGUCUAAGGAAAAUUAUAAUGGAAAAACGGCAGCCCUGACUGUAGGAGGGAAAACUGUGUCGCGCUUCCGUAAACCUCCAUCUAUACUGGAAUUUUACCAAGAACUUGGAUUGCCGCCAAAACAGAUGGUUAAAACCUUUCGUGUAACAGAUAAUGCUGUAAUUAAGCCAGGCACUCCUCUUUAUGCUGCUCACUUCCGUCCAGGACAGUACGUGGACGUCACAGCUAAGACCAUUGGUAAAGGUUUUCAAGGUGUCAUGAAAAGAUGGGGAUUUAAAGGUCAACCUGCUUCUCACGGUCAAACAAAGACCCAUAGGAGACCUGGAGCUAUUUCAACUGGUGAUGUGGCCAGAGUUUGGCCUGGAACAAAAAUGCCUGGACAGAUGGGGAAUAUAAGUAGGACAGCAUAUGGCCUGAAAGUGUGGAGAGUAAACACAAAGCACAACAUAAUCUAUGUGAACGGCUCCGUGCCUGGACAUAAGAACUGCUUAGUGAAGGUCAAAGAUUCAACACUGCCUGCAUAUAAGGAUUUUUGUAAAAGUCUGCCCUUCCCUACCUAUUUUCCCGAUGGAGAUGAGGAGGAACUACCAGAAGAUUUGUACGAUGAUAGUGUGUGGCAGCCCAGUGCACCUUCUAUUACAUUCGCCUAAUGCCAUCAGGUGUGGCAAAGCCGCUCAUGACGAGCAGGAACUGCGUUCUCCUUCUUAAUCAGGAUACCACACCUCUUGUCUUUAUCACAAGGUGUAAAACACAUCACUUCACUUGAAUCGGACUAGAAAAAAUGACUGCAUUAAAUAAACACUUAGUAGAUUAGAUUCGCUAAAAUUGACAGUUUGCAUAUUACCAAAAUAUUUUCCUUUUGUGGAUUCAUUCUUUGUACACACUUCCCAAGUUUUCAUAAACUUAAUUUUAUACUAA